This is a messenger RNA of Sorex fumeus (smoky shrew), 593 nucleotides long. It is a transcript of the gene MRPS24, whose product is annotated as mitochondrial ribosomal protein S24. Gene Ontology annotation, biological process: translation. The transcript is spliced from 4 exons. Bases 38 to 535 code for a protein of 165 amino acids. The record is from RefSeq and is a predicted model, not a curated record. Gene Ontology annotation, cellular component: mitochondrion. NCBI's taxonomy places the organism in Eukaryota, Metazoa, Chordata, Mammalia, Eulipotyphla, Soricidae.
CGGCGCUGGCGGCUCGCCCCGCCCCUUCCCGUCGGAGAUGGCGGCGUUGGUUCGGGGCUGGGUGCUCGGGUCCCGGGUGCUGUCCCGGAGCCUGCCCGGCGCCAGGCGCGCCCUGCACGUUUCUGCCGUCUGCGCCAAGAACCGGGCAGCCAGAGUCCGAGUGGGCAAGGGGGACAAGCCCGUGACGUACGAGGAGGCCCACGCCCCGCACCACAUCGCCCACCGCAAGGGCUGGCUGUCGACGCACACAGGUAACCUAGAUGGGGAGGAACAUGCUGCAGAGCGGACUGUGGAAGAUGUUUUCCUUCGAAAGUUCAUGAUGGGCACCUUCCCAGGCUGCCUGGCUGAUCAGCUUAUUCUAAAGCGUAGAGCCAACCAGCUGGAAAUCUGUGCUCUGGUCCUUAGACAAUUGCCUGCACACAAGUUCUACUUCCUUGUAGGCUACAGUGAAAUGCUGCUGUCCCACUUUUACAAGUGUCCUGUUCGUCUGCACCUCCAGACUGUACCCUCCAAAGUUGUGUAUAAAUAUAUCUAGGGCACUUAAAUGUGGGUAAGGAGUGAAAUAAAAAAUUAAGGAAGCUUGUCUGCUCAUA